CAAAUGCAACUUUUACUUCCGGCUGCGUACACGGCCAUCGCGCUUGGUUUCGUCGACCCGUUCUUCGCAGUUCGUCCUCACACCAUUCGAGUGCUGAUCGCUACGUAAAUCUACGUCCUCUGCCCUACGAUCGCCACCUGCGCUCCGCAGUUCUAUAUCAUCCGAGGGGUCUCUUUUGUUUGUCGUAUGUCCAUCCAGAAUCUCAACACAUUCGACCCCUUUGCAGAUGCAAUCAAGGGUUCAGACGAUGACGUCCAGGACGGCCUCGUGCAUAUAAGGAUUCAGCAGCGGAAUGGUCGUAAAACCUUAACAACGGUGCAAGGACUCUCCUCGGAAUAUGACUUGAAGAAAAUCGUGAGAGCAUGUAAAAAGGAGUUUGCCUGCAAUGGGACAGUAAUAGAGCACCCGGAGUACGGGGAGGUGCUGCAAUUGCAGGGGGACCAACGAGAGAAUAUAUGCCAGUGGCUGACAAAGUCAGGUCUGGCAAAACCUGACCAGCUGAAAGUCCAUGGUUUUUAAUCGACUAACAGCAACAACAACAAUCAUCAUCCAUGCCACAACUUACAACAGCAGACAGCUCCGCCCCUCGUCAGUGCUUCAUCAUCGUCUCAAAUUGAAUCUGUAUAUCAGUCACUAAACUCCUCGUGGGGAUUAUAUUCUAUUACACAUCAGCAUAUAAAUAUAAAUAUAUAUAAAUAUAUAUUAUAUAUAUAUAUAUAUAUACAUAUAACAAUACACAUACACACAACGCGCGCAUAUAUAUUUCAAUAAUAAAAAAAAAGAAAAAAACGAAAACAUACGAAACGGAGAAGGAAGUAAACAAAAGAGAAGGUUAAAGAAAGAAGGAAAGGAGGAGAUAUAGCGAAGAAAGAGGGGAUAUAUAGGUGUAUAAUCGGCGUAUAGGCAAUAUAUUCUACUCUAAUCACAAAAUCUUUUUCUCAAGAUAUAAAAGCAAUACAUCACACUGUAAGCCUUAUGUUAAGUGAUAGCAGCUGUUAAGGUAGGAAUUUCCUGCCUUGCAGCAGCGGGCAGGACACACCUGAUUUUGAUAAUCAUCGUCGAGGAGGUAGAGGCAUAGAUGAACGAGCGGUGAUUAGCAGUGCCGGAUGGAUGUUCGUUCUUGCGUUAGGUAGUAUGUAUCUGGGCGCGAUAGACGUGUUCCGAGAAAGCAGCAAAGCGUAAUCGUAGGAUUCUCGAUUGAUUCUGCUCUUUCUCCUCACAUCCACUCUUCUUCUCCGUAUCCCUUCGUCUUGUAGCGAAAAAGCGAUAAGAAAUUUUCUUUUUUACAUUUAUAUUCCGAAAAUGAAAAGUGUUUCGUGCUUGUUUUUGAUUGCGACGAUUUGUUGAAUAUUUGUAGGACAGUUUUGGCUCUUCCUCUCGCGUAGGACAUGUUCCGUGUCUCGUCUUCACUCUUGCUUUCCUUUUUUUUUAAGCCAGUAAUUAUUAAACGACGAAUUGUUUUGAAAUAAUAACGAGAGUUAAUGGAAAUUUGUGGCUGUUCUAGAUAAAUAAAUAAAUAAAUACAUGAA
This is a messenger RNA of Camponotus floridanus (Florida carpenter ant), 1529 nucleotides long. It is a transcript of the gene eIF1, whose product is annotated as eukaryotic translation initiation factor eIF1. Gene Ontology annotation, molecular function: translation initiation factor activity; ribosomal small subunit binding; RNA binding. Bases 187 to 519 code for a protein of 110 amino acids. Gene Ontology annotation, biological process: translational initiation. NCBI's taxonomy places the organism in Eukaryota, Metazoa, Arthropoda, Insecta, Hymenoptera, Formicidae. The record is from RefSeq and is a predicted model, not a curated record. Gene Ontology annotation, cellular component: eukaryotic 43S preinitiation complex. The transcript is spliced from 3 exons.